CGCCUGGAAAAGACGUGUUCUAUGUUUCUUAGUCAACUGCUUACAACCAUGUUGAAGGGAGUGUUGAUUAUCCUUAUACUGGGCCUCGUGUAUUCAGUUAAAGACAUACAAGCAGGAUUUCUUAGCGAGCAACGAUGUACCUAUCGGCUUGAAAGGUUCUUGUCGGAUUGUUUUAGUUCCUUUGGCUUCUCAAGUACCAGCAGCUGGACACCUAACUUGGCCGCGCUUAUACCAUACUGCAGCGCUCCAGGUCGCGCAAAUGGCGACCACUGCGUGAAUGAGUUUCCAGAAACUUGUUCGUUGGCCUUCCUCAGGUCUUCUACGUUCCGAAGACGACAGCAACUUAUGUCUCGUGCCUUGGACUACAUGUGCUCUAACAUAGACGUGUUGGAGAACGACAUGGAUUGUGUGGUGGGCCAAAUGACGGAAAUACGUCGCUGUAGCGAGCAAUAUCCAGCACAAAUGGCUUCUAUAGAUCCGAACAUCACCAUGGAAUACGUUCCAGACAACACGGAAAGCCCUGAGCAGAUAUCUGCAAAGUGUUUUGUUGAUACUCUGAAGGAUAACUGUUCAUCGGCCGUGGCAGAAUUGAUCGGAAACUUUUUGCACGGAAUGGUGGUUUACCCGUACGAGAAUUAAUUACAAACUUUUUGCCAAACGGCCACUUAUUCCCUUAAUUGUCCAAGAUCUGUUUGCAAUAAACACUUAACGUGGUGCAUUCUUAGGUAGUGCCUCUUCUGUUACACAAUGUCAGUGACUUCAAAUUUUCUCAUCUUAUGGAAGCCGGUAAGGCCAUCGUUCCAUCGUGAUAUCGCCGGUGAUGGGAGGACGGGAUGCGCUGUACCAAACUAUACUUCCAUCUGCAAUUGCAUGCACCCCAAUAUUUCCAAUAUGGAAAUAGGUGAAUAAAGUUUAAGUGAUGUGACAUUUACCAUAAUUGUUGUGUGACAUAUUCAAUCUCAGGUUUCAAUUUCAAACAUUUUCACCUUUUUUUUCUCAAACCGGUCUUGAAAUAACAAGGUUCGUCAUCUCUUCAAAACAGCUGGUUAUAUUUAUAAUGAGUCUGAUGUUUUUAGUUAAAUGCAUUUGUGAGGAUAUUAAGUUGACGUUGCGAGGUCUGAGUUUAGUAUUCCACAUCAUUGUCAUUUAUAUCGAUAAGAUUUAUCUAAUUAUAUACCUUUCUCCUUCGAUUUUCUCCACAAACGUCAAUUUUUUCCCGAAAAUAAAGCUUUAUCAGUUUAUUUCAUGUUUCUCCAACUUUCUCCUAUUGAGUGCAGUCUUUAGGAUACGUACUGGAUGCAGUCUUUGGGAUACGUAUUGGGUACAGUCUUUGGGAUACGUAUUGGGUGCAGUCUUUGGGAUAUGUAUUGGGUACAGUCCUUUGGCGUUUGAC
Messenger RNA from Liolophura sinensis, 1393 nucleotides. RefSeq lists its product as uncharacterized. The transcript is spliced from 5 exons. Lineage: Eukaryota; Metazoa; Mollusca; Polyplacophora; Chitonida; Chitonidae. The record is from RefSeq and is a predicted model, not a curated record. Bases 22 to 639 code for a protein of 205 amino acids.